Adineta steineri is the source of this 702-nucleotide messenger RNA. The record is from the annotation of a GenBank genome assembly. NCBI's taxonomy places the organism in Eukaryota, Metazoa, Rotifera, Eurotatoria, Adinetida, Adinetidae.
AUGGAACCAACAGUGACUACUAAGGACACAGUUAUUCCUUUGGAAGAAAAAUCCACUAUUGUAAAUAAUCCAACUGUAACACAAGAAACGACAGAUGAACAAAUACCAAUAAAUGAAGCAGAAGUUGAAACUAAAAAUCCAGCUGCAGCUAUAAAUAAAGUUGGACAAUCACCUCCAUUCAUGAUUAUAGGUGCACUUCUUCUACUUAUUAUACCACUUUUACAAUUGUGGAUUGGUUGGCGAUAUGCAGAUGCAUGUCCAAUCGAACCAAGAAUACCAAGAUAUCUUUUCGUUGCUGGAGCUGUUGGAAUUUUUUCUGCCAUAUUAAAUCAACUUCGAACUUAUUUAACGGCAAAAAGUGCACAACCAUCGGUGGACAUAACCGGUCGUAAGGCUAGUGUUACUGCAGCUACUGGCACAAAUAGUCCAUUAAAUUCUAUUAUCACGACUAUUACCUGUGUUCUCAAUAUCUUCAUGAUUGUUUGGUUUAUUUUUGGAUGUAUAUGGAUAUUUAGUGUAUGGAAUGAUGUUGAAUAUUAUCCACGAAAUCAUCCUGAGUUUUGUCAAGCAUUAGUCUAUCGAUUUGCUUAUAUACUUCUUUUAGUUCCAAUUGUGCUCAUACUUUUUGCUUGCUGUUGUCCAUUAUGUAUAGGAUGUAUGGCAGUGGUUGGUGCGGGUGCGUCUGCAGGUUUACAGAGCUAG